GCGACUAUGACCGCUUUGCUCUAGCGCCGGCGCGUGUGUGCCCGGACGGCGCGAGGUCAGGGGGUGGGGCAUGUCGCACAGGCUGCUGGCGGCGGCGGUGGGGAGCCGGACAGCGGCUCUGCCACUGGCCGCGCUGUGGCGAUGCGGCCGGAGCGCCUGGGACCACAGCACGGCCAGAGUGGGCCUGAGGGCUCUGGGCACCACCCGACAGAGUCUCCAGGGAAUCUACUUUCAGCAGCUGGUUCUGCAAGGAAGAGUGACAUCAUUUUCCCAGUGGCUGUAUUCAAAAGCUCCCAAAGGCUUUGAGAAGUAUUUUAAAAGAAGUGGAAGAAGCGCAGGUGAAGAAGAAUCAGCACCUCCAAAGAAAGAUGAACCAAAGGAUCAUGGAUUCAGAGGAAAUGGUGGCAAGAAAGGAGGGAAGAAGGAUGACUUUGCAUGGUGGAAACGGAUACAGAAGGGAGAGUUCCCUUGGGACAACAAAGAUUUCCGUAAUCUGGCUGUCAUGGGAGCAGGCUUCACUGUAGGAUUUUUCUACUUAUAUUUUCGAGAUUCUGGAAAAGAAAUCACUUGGAAGCAUUUUGUACAAUAUUACUUGGCCAGAGGACUGGUGGACCGACUUGAAGUUGUGAACAAACAGUUUGUGCGAGUGAUUCCCACUCCUGGAGCAUCUUCUGAGAAAUCCGUGUGGUUUAACAUCGGCAGUGUUGACACAUUUGAGAGAAAUUUGGAAUCUGCCCAGUGGGAAUUGGGAAUUGAAGCUGCCAAUCAGGCAGCAGUGAUUUAUACCACCGAGAGUGACGGCUCUUUCUUAAAAAGCCUGAUCCCCACUUUGCUUCUGAUUGGGAUUUUCCUCUAUGCUGUGAGGCGAGGCCCAAUGGGAGUAGGACGGGGAGGACGAGGAGGAGGCCUCUUCAGCGUUGGUGAGACAACCGCCAAAAUCCUGAAGAACAACAUCGAUGUGCGGUUUGCUGAUGUGGCGGGCUGCGAAGAAGCCAAGCUGGAAAUCAUGGAGUUUGUGAAUUUCCUCAAGAACCCCAAACAGUAUCAGGACCUCGGAGCCAAGAUCCCAAAGGGGGCUAUGCUCACUGGUCCUCCUGGUACUGGGAAAACCCUCCUUGCCAAAGCGACUGCAGGGGAAGCCAGUGUUCCCUUUAUCACUGUGAAUGGCUCCGAGUUCCUGGAGAUGUUCGUGGGAGUUGGGCCUGCAAGGGUUAGGGACAUGUUUGCAAUGGCUCGAAAAAAUGCUCCCUGUAUCCUAUUCAUUGAUGAGAUUGAUGCAAUUGGAAGAAAACGAGGUCGUAGCAAUUUUGGAGGGCAAAGUGAACAGGAAAACACUUUGAAUCAGCUGCUUGUUGAAAUGGAUGGAUUUAACUCCAGCACCAAUGUUGUGGUACUUGCAGGCACCAACCGCCCAGACAUCCUUGACCCAGCACUAAUGAGACCAGGGCGCUUUGACCGUCAGAUUUACAUCGGACCCCCUGAUAUAAAAGGCAGAUCUUCCAUUUUUAAAGUCCACCUUCGUCCACUGAAAUUGGAUGAAAAUAUUGGCAGAACUGCCCUGGCUAGGAAACUAGCAGCUCUGACUCCAGGAUUUACUGGUGCUGAUAUUUCUAACGUCUGUAAUGAAGCUGCCCUGAUUGCUGCUCGUCAUCUGAAUGCUUUUGUUGAAGAAAAGCACUUUGAGCAGGCCAUUGAGAGAGUCAUUGGAGGCCUUGAGAAGAAGACUCAGGUUCUCCAGCCCAAUGAGAAGGCAACUGUAGCCUAUCAUGAAGCUGGCCAUGCGGUGGUGGGUUGGUUCUUGGAGCACGCCGAUCCCUUACUGAAGGUAUCCAUCAUCCCCCGAGGAAAGGGGCUGGGCUACGCGCAGUACCUGCCCAAGGAGCAGUACCUCUACACCCGGGAGCAGCUCUUUGAUCGCAUGUGCAUGAUGUUAGGGGGGCGGGUGGCCGAGCAGCUGUUCUUUGGCCGCAUCACGACGGGGGCUCAGGACGACCUGAAGAAAGUCACACAGAGUGCGUAUGCCCAGAUUGUCCAGUUUGGGAUGAGUGAUAAAUUAGGCCAGAUGUCAUUUGAUUUGCCCCGGCAAGGGGAAACCUUGGUGGAGAAGCCAUACAGUGAAGCAACUGCGCAGCUCAUCGAUGAGGAAGUGCGUCAUCUGAUCAACUCUGCCUAUUCCAGAACUUUGGAAUUGCUGACCCAGUGUCGGGACCAGGUGGAAAAGGUGGGAAAGCGUCUCCUGGAGAAGGAAGUACUUGAGAAGGCGGACAUGAUUGAAUUGCUGGGCCCCCGGCCUUUUGCAGAGAAAUCUAGUUAUGAAGAGUUUGUGGAAGGCACAGGAAGCUUGGAGGAGGAUACUUCCCUUCCAGAGGGCCUGAAGGACUGGAACCGAGAACGGACAGAAGAAAGCGCCGAAAAACAAGUCCAGGAAAGUACUGUCUAAACCAGUUGAGGCCUCUAAGCAUUUGUCUCUUAUGCUUUGGGGGAGGUCCCUACUCUCCUUGCUCUACUUCUGGGGCUGUAGCCUCCAGCACUUCUGCCUAUCAAGCAGGAAAGUUUUGGAAAGCAGCUGCCAGAAUCACUGGAAAGUAAAUUAAAGCACAUUAUAAAUACCAAUGGGUGUUUGAGAAAAGGGCUCUUUGGAACAAACCAGGAUUCCUCAUUCCUGAAACUUGCAGGGAGUCAGUGAACUGGUAUCCAGCCAGGGAGGUAGCUGAAGAAAAUAACCGGCAUUUGAGUGUUGUGCAGGUCCUAGUUCUCAUCUGUAUGUGAGCAUGGGUCUAAAUGGGUGAGGCUCGAGGCACAGGGGAGGAAUGGGCUUUAUUUUUAAUAAGUUGCAGCUCCCAUUUGGAAAACAGGCCUUCCAUCUAUUCUCCUCUAGGAAUAGGAGAGGCUUCAGAAUAGCGCUAGGGAGCUAGAAGGGGGAAAAGAACAUUUGUUCUUCCUCAUCCCCUCCUCAUAAAUAAGCAAAAUAAACAUUUGGGAAAGAGGAUUUUUUUUUUACUUCCUUGGCAAUUAACUUCCUUCACUUGUUCCUCAUGAAGACUUUUAAAUCUGGGCUAAAGUUUCAGUGUCCAAGACAGAGAGGAAAUUAUUGGACCCCAAUAACCCCAAGGAACCCAAGUAGUAGGAAGAAAUGUUUAAAUUAAGGACAGUUUAAAGCUGUUUGACAGAGGAAAUUACUAGAUUUUGCAAAAGCCUCUUUUUUUUUUUUUUUUUUUUUUUUUUAAGCUAAAUCUAUCUAAACCAGAGAUCAUCAAUUGUGAGGAGCAAUAGCGUGUUGAGGGUAGAGGGCGAUGAACUCAGUCACUAUUUAUCUUAGAUUGUCAGAGCUCCCUGACACUACAUCAUUUUGCCAUGGCUGUUGCUCUGAAGAUGAAGAGUACAGUUCUUGUUUUUAAAGAACUAUUUUGACUUUCUCCAAGAAGUCAGGGCAGAUUUUAGUAUUCGAGGCCUUCAUUCCAGAGUACUAUUUACUGAAUUCUGGCACAUCUUUUGAGUCUCACACUAAACUUUGCAUAGCAUAUUGUACUAGCAGCAAGGGCUUGCUCAGUUUGGGGCCUGGAGGCUCAACCAACCAGACUCCUGCCCGGGUGUCUUUCCCACAAGGUCUUAUGUUCUGUUACUCACACUCACCAUCAUGGAAGCCAGGUUAGGAUUCCCUGAGGAAGUGGAACUGAAUGGAACCUCUUCCUGCCAAGACUGACUUGCCAGAUUUCUUAUCCUCACCUCCUUGUAUUCCUGCUACUGUCUUUGUUUCUUUUGAGAGAAUAGGUGACAUCAAGCACUGCAGUUAAUUAAUUCUUUCUCAUUCUGAGUCGGUCCUUGAUCUGCUUCUUUCCUGAUGUCUUAAAUUGAAAGAGGCACACAUUCUUUUACUUCAUUCCUUUUCUGUGAAAAGCAAAGUGUUUGGUUUGGGAAAUCAUUGCAGAGUUUAGAUAUUUGAAGUAUUUUGUCUUCAGAAACAAUUAUACCAUAAAUGGUGACCAGGCAUUUGGGAACUAGGAAAAUGCUUUUCUUUUGACUCAAGAUUUGCUCCCUUAGUUCCUUUUUCCAAAUCUCUUGCCACAGGAUUAAAAGUUUAAAAAAAAAAAUUAAAGCCUUUGAAGAAUUUUCCUAACACAGAGACCCUAGUACCGUACCUGAAAAAUUGUAAAAAUUUGAGACAGUCAGUCUUGAGAGACUGAUCCAGUUUUUAACCCCUUGCUUUCUCAGAAGUUGGUGAAUGUCCAAGCCAUCCGGAAGAAAUGAUGGUCUCUUUUCUAAAGAUUGUUAGGGGAAGAGAAGCUGUUGCCUUUUCCUUAACAUCCCAUUCCUUUUUUUAAUUCCCCUCAACACCUAAGAACUUCUGGAGUGAGCUUGUUUAGGGAACCCAGCUGGACUCAGCUUGCUAUAUGAGAAGCUGGGGGUCCAUGGCAGGUCAGAUUGGGAGUCUUGGGCCGCUUGGCUUCCAUGCUAAUGUUUUAGCAGCUUUUUCUGAUCACAAUUAGACUAGAGAAAACUUUGCCUGAGAAAAGCUUGGAGAUGUUUGUUUUAUAUUUUUCCCAAAACAUUUCUUUGAAAGGGAAGCAGCCUGACACAAUGAAAAGAACAUUGAAAUUGACUUUUAAGGAUGUGGGUUCUACUGCAGCAUUGCCACGAAGUGCCUUUGUAACUCUAUAAACUAGGCUCUUCUCCAGGGAACUCUAAGAUGGAGAGGUCUCCAAAAGCCCUUACAGCUCUGAACUUGUGACCUGCUGCUCCAAACAAUUGGACUUGUCGGGUCUGUGGGAGCUUCUAGCCCUUAGACCUCCAUUUGCCAGAUAUCUAGGCAAAUAGAGCCUCUCAAUUUUGAAUUUCCUACCUGGAAUAGAUAUUUUCAAUUUAUUUGUUAAACAGCUUGGCUGAAUUUGUAGAAUGGUAGAUUGAGUCCAUUUGAAAUUGGAGCUGACUUUCAGGAGUGUCUUCUCAUGUUGGCCACUCUUAUUUGGAGUAUCAUACUCUGUACCUUUACUCUUUAUAAUUUAAACUGUUUCCCUGUAUAAGAAAGUAGGAGCAACUGAUUUCACCAUCAGGAGAUGAUCUGGCUCCUUUGUCUGUUGUUUCCUUUGGCUGUGAGGCAGCCAGCUCCAGGCACUGCUGUGUCUCGUGGCCCACCUCCUCUUCCCCUUCUCUUCGGUCCCCCUUAUCUAAGUGCUCAGUGACUGCCUCACUAUCAGGGCCAUGGAUACUUUAUAUCAUGUGGUCAGUCAAGAUCUGCAUUUUAGGGAAGGUCAAUUUAUUUAGCUCUUUGAAAGGGAAACAGAAAAACCAAAAUAUAGCAUUAUGUCGCCCAAAAUGUCUUAAAGCAGCGUCCUUCUUGACUGCUUCUUCCUGGGUAUCAGCUAGCUAGCACAUACCCUUUGUAGGGAGUGAAACUCUGUCUGAGAUGAAAUACCUAGAAAAUGUAGCUCUUCCAAGUGAAUAAAAUAGAAGCCUUGCAAGGUUCAUUGGGUAAGCUAUAUAACAAAUGAAAUGGGAAGGCUGAGCAACAGUAAAGGGGUGUUUGCCAUAGCCUGAUGCAUGUUAUGAUUUAGGACACUAGGUCCUCUUAAGACAAAUCCAAACCUACUUCUCAGAAACAGCAUAUACCCAGCUCUCAUUGCACAUAUAUUAGACAGUUUGGCAUUUCAGUAGGAGUGAAUUUUGGGUUGUGCUAUUUAACAGAAAUGCCUGCGCUAGAUUGGGAAGGACUUGCAACAAGUAGGGUAGAAUAUGCUUCUUCCAGAAAGGUGGUCUUGCCCAUCUCCACGUAAGCACCCUGGACAGAGGAAGCUGUGUGCCAGCUGUCGUGACUUUUAAUAGAUAAGUGACUUGUUUGGAAAUAGAACUAAUGAUCCUUACAGUUCUCUACCUCAUCGGAAGGGGGAUAUAGGAAAGUUCAUGAACUAGCAGUGGCCUUAAGGAAUAUAGUUUUCUCGGAGCUACUUAGAUGAAUAAUACUUGCAGCAUUUUUCCACAUAGAAACUUGCUAUUUUAAAGCCAGAGCUCACCCCAUGGGAUUUGACUACAGGAAGCUGUCAGAUGUUAGGGGAAGAUUUUCUUAGGUCUCUGCCUGACAUGCUGCUUCUCUCAUGAUUAUCUCUCAGCUAAAGAGAUCACGUGUGAUUCUCUAUCUUUUAUUAAGUGUUUGCUCUGUCCCAGGCAUCUUGAAGAGCUCCAGAGGUAUUAAAAAAAAAAAAAAAAUGGAGAAGGUGGGUCAGAAAACAAUGGCUAUUUGAACUUGGCUGGGAUGUUAACGUUCCAGUGGUGAAGCAGCUUAAAGCCAGUCUUCUGGUGAAGGCUAGAGAACUCUCAUGUUCUUUUUGAUUCUUUCCUUUUAAAUGUUUGAGUCUCAUGUUGAAGUUUCUGAGCCUGAUCCAGACCUUAAUCCUGAACCCAGGGGUCAAGUCUGGCAUAAAGUCUCCCUCUGAGACUCACAGUUCCAUGUUCUGUUGGCUCUCUCCAAAUAAAGGACUAUUAAUCAUUGAUUUUCUGUCCUUUCUCUCCCAUUCUUUUAGGAGGAAGUCUCCUGUGGUUAGGGACAAGAGUAACUUUGGCAUUUCUUUCUAAACUUCAGUGAUUAUAAUACAUCUUGGCUAAGAGAACAGCAGAAUCAUGCCAGAUGAAAUAAAAUUUAUGUGAUUCUUUUUUAUACACUAGUAGUAAGCUUCAGCAGCUAUGCAAUGACCCUAAAUUCUUUCUCCGUGGGGUAGCUAUAAGACUUGUAAUAAGCUUGAUUUCCUCUUUCCUGCCCAUUGUGAUAGGAAGCACAACACCUCAUUCUCAUUCCUGAUUUUUAUGUUGUUUUGGACAUGUGUCCUUCCCAUUGUAAAUUAUCAGCAUAUCUAGUGUCACUCAGGAGGUCCCAUUUCUUGGAUUCAUUUCUCUUGUAUUUGAUAACAGAUCAUGGUCAUCCUUUCCAGUGUUUGCCACCUUGUGUGACCUUGGGCAAAAUCACUCAUCUCAGUCCCUUCAUCAUUAAAAGGUAGGGGUUGGACUAAAAGGCCUUCCAGGACCCUCCCAGUUUUAGAUCUCUGCGCCUGUGAGCUCAUUCCUGCAUCGGCCUCUCAGCUUCCUGGCAUCCGCUGCUAUUGUCAACAUCAGCCACCAAAUGCCAAGGUCCCAGUUCUUCAUCAUCUAGGCCACCUCUCUUUUCAAGGUCCUCAUCUGGCUCAUCAGACUCAUAUUAUAUAUAUUCAAGGUCAUGGCCCUUUAUUCAGGCGUUGCAUGAAAUAAUGACAAACAUUCCCAGUUUUGUUAGCCAUUUUAUCUAGCCAUUCCUGGCCUUUUAGUAAUUGCUUAUCUUUACCUUUUUGUUUUAUAUCUUCCUCCCUUCUCCCCCCAAAACAAAACAAAACCCAAACCAUUCUUUGCAUCUAGAGUAUUAUUUUUCUUAAACAAUUAGCUAACUCUAAAAUUUUCACAUUUCAAUUUGGGGAACCCCCCUCAUUUACUUUUUCAUGUGUGGUUAGAGAUGGAGGGAGAAAAAUACUUAUUCUAAUCCCUGUACCCUAUGAAAUGAUACUUUGUGUUGUAAACACUUCAAGCUAUUAGCAAUGGCAUUCCACCAAAUAAAAGGGGAAACUGGAAAGCAAACUACAAACAAGUUAAUGAAAACACAAUAAACGUGAAAUAAUCGUAAA
Molecule: messenger RNA, 7640 nt
Organism: Sarcophilus harrisii (Tasmanian devil)
Lineage: Eukaryota; Metazoa; Chordata; Mammalia; Dasyuromorphia; Dasyuridae
Product: AFG3-like protein 1
Exons: 17
Coding region: 71-2440 (789 amino acids)
Biological process (GO): mitochondrial protein processing; protein-containing complex assembly
Cellular component (GO): membrane; m-AAA complex
Molecular function (GO): ATP-dependent peptidase activity; metalloendopeptidase activity; ATP hydrolysis activity
Source: RefSeq, a predicted model, not a curated record